Thunnus maccoyii (southern bluefin tuna) is the source of this 4270-nucleotide messenger RNA. RefSeq names its product abraxas 2, BRISC complex subunit (gene abraxas2). The record is from RefSeq and is a predicted model, not a curated record. Gene Ontology annotation, cellular component: nucleus. Gene Ontology annotation, molecular function: microtubule binding; polyubiquitin modification-dependent protein binding. The transcript is spliced from 9 exons. Gene Ontology annotation, biological process: protein K63-linked deubiquitination; mitotic spindle assembly; attachment of spindle microtubules to kinetochore. Bases 58 to 1413 code for a protein of 451 amino acids. NCBI's taxonomy places the organism in Eukaryota, Metazoa, Chordata, Actinopteri, Scombriformes, Scombridae.
GGAGCGUGUUUUGCAACCGCGGGGGGCAUCGGGAUUGAUGAUAGGGAUGUUUCCAUCAUGGCGGCAUCUAUUUCAGGUUACACUUUUAGUUCUGUGUGUUAUCACAGCGCCAACAGCAACUCAGAUCAUGAGGGCUUCCUAUUAGGAGACGUGAGGCAAGAAGAGACCGUCAGCAUCAGUGACACACAGAUUAGCAGUGCAGAACUGCUCCAGGUAGUAGAAAUCCAUAACCAUGAUCCUUGUGCACAGUUGUUUAGCUUUUAUGACUACGCAGGCAAAGUCAAUGAAGAAAAUCUCAACAGCAUUCUUAAAGAUAGGCGGAAAAAUGUCAUUGGUUGGUACCGGUUCCGGAGGAACACGCAGCAGCAGAUGUCGUUCAGGGAACAGAUCAUCCACAAACAGCUGACUCAGCUGCUCGGUGUGCCCGACCUCGUCUUCCUUCUUUUCAGCUUCAUCUCCACAGCCAACAGCUCCACACAUGCACUGGAGUACGUGCUCUUCAGACCGAACCGCAGUAGGUACAACCAGAGAAUCACCCUCACAAUCCCAAACCUUGGCAACACAAGCCAGCAGGAAUACAAAGUCUCCUCAGUGCCCAACACCUCACUCAAUUACGCCAAGGUCAUCAAAGAGCAUGGGGCUGAAUUCUUUGACAAAGAUGGUGUGAUGAAGGAUAUCCGAACAAUAUUUCAAGUCUACAGCGCACUACAAGAUAAAGUCCAGGCCGUGUGUGGGGAGGUAGAACAAAGUGAACGUGUGAAGGAGAAAAUUCAAGAGGAUGUGAACAAACUCAAACAACAAAUUGCUCUCAGGAAAAGCAAGACAGCAGAAGAGGAGAGAAGGCUCCGUGAAGCCCAGAAUCCAGACUCUCACUCCAAUCCAGAGGAGAACACAGAGCCUUCUGAGACUUCCCUUCUGUCCAGGAUAGCUUUCCACACACCCUCUGCACCGGAGCGGCCCAGUACCUCACCUAACCCACCUUCUUAUGCUGACCUCUUGUCCCAGGAUGACUCUCUGCUCUCCUCCUCCUCGCCCCCUACCAGUGCUGCUCUACUGCCCCGGCCCCAAGCCGUGGGCUCACCAGGACACCCCACCCCGGGCCUGCUGGGGAUGGGACUGGGCCUCGGGAUGGGUCUGGGCCCCGGUGCCAGCUCUAAACCGGUCACCACUCCCAGCACCCCAUACCUUGGCAAUGGUGACGGAUCAAGCUCUGACUCAUUAGACAGACAAGCUGCAGGGCAGGAGGAUGACGAAGAUGAUGAGGACGAGGAUGAGGAUGAGGACAGUAGCGAAUAUGAGAAUUUAGUGAGCGAAGCCACUCAUCUACCGAUGGUCUCUGGCAGCGUUUUAGCUCAUGGCCGGCCAGCUGCUCUCAGUCCUGACGGGGACGCUCGUGGCUCACAGACCACAUAGAAACAUGCCACAGGGUGUGAACGGGACACAUAUAAGUGACGCACCUUGAGAGGUGGGCAUCUCAAGCAAUCAAAGAUAGACAAAUAUAGACUAAAGAAGUGCCAGUCCUGAAAGUGAAAGGCAUGCGCAGGUGGUGUCCCGCUGUGUGUAUUUCUUCUUGUCUUAGUCUGAUCUCCAUUUUAAGGGGAAACCUUGUCGGGCUUUGCAGGCUUAACAGGUGUGUCUCACUGGGGGGAAAAGUUGUCUGUUUUCAUUCUUUAUUUUUUGGAAUGGGGGCUGUCUGGGUACUUCAGUAUGGAACGUGUCCGGUUUCAGGGUCAGAAGUGGAUAUUACAAUGCAAUUUCUGCCAACUGGUUGGCCAGCCCACUCCCUAAAAGACAGGCCCAGCUGCGCUCAUUCUUUAUCAUUUUGCUUCACAUUUGCAUCACCAACUCUGAGCACCCACUCUUGCAUUACCUCUUGCACUAUUGUUUUUUUUUUUUGCCUUCUUUUUAACAAACCAUCUAAAAUUUGGAAAAAAAAAAGCAAAGGCAGAAUAUUCUUCAGCCUUCAAACAUUUUUUUAAAAAGAAGUAGGCAAAUGGUUGUUAACUUUAUUUUUUAAUUUGAAGAAAGAGAGAUAUAUAUGUAACUAGAAUUUCUUUAAAAUGCACAAUUGUCAUAUUUGAUUUUGGAUUUGUCCAUUAUUACAUGUUCAUUUCCAUGUUAGCAACCCAGUCUUUAAUGAAUCAUGCAGUUGCCUAUUUAAAUGAUGAGGAAUAGAUCAAGCUAAAUUUACUCAGCCACUUCUAUUAUGGGUGCUUUAUAUAUACAUAUAUAUAUAUAUAUUAUUUUUUUUGUCAGAUUAACAGUUAAUCUAAUUUGAUUGACAUGAAUGUCAAUGUCUCGUUCUUCUUGGAUAACACUGAAAUUGUAUGCGCUUUGCUGCACUUAACAAAAUUUAAGAUUUCUUUAUUAUUGUGCUAUACCAAUGCUGUCAUGUUGUGCCACUUGAGUAGUCCUCUUUGACCACCCUGAGCUGAACUCGGCUCAGCUUUUGUGCGUUGUACGAGGUUCACAGGGCAAACACAAUGUACUGUAGCUUUACUAACCAGAUGCUUAAGGUUCCCUUCUGCUGCUGCAACACAGAGAGCUACCACUAAAAAAAAACUGCAUCUGUCUGUUCUUCAUAUAAAAACCUGGCUGCUACUUCCACUUCACACUGCUGGUUGUCUCCAAUACUACUGACCGUGAUCAUAUAACCACUUCAAGCUCACUUCUCACUGACUUGUUCUCUAUUAAAGUCAUCAUGGAAGGCUGAUACCCCCCUGUAGUGUGUGAAUUGUAACCUUGGGAACAGAGAGCGUGAGAUCACCUUCCUGUCUUGGCGUAGUUGACGGCAGACCUCAUGUAUUCUGACCUGGUUGGGUUAACGUUACAUGUAUGGACCUGGAUAAUGUGAUGAAAACAUUAUGACCUUGCUUCAGUAUACAGUGCCUUCCACUCAGGGCAGUUUCUAUCUGCACACAGAACACAUUCACAGAUCUAUCGUGAGGGGUAACAUGAUAACAAACUGUAUUGUGUUUGCAAUAAUCAACUUUUUUUUUUUUUUUUUUUCCCUCCCCGACCUGCAGUUAUUUGCCUCCUUUUUCCAUUAUGUGGUGUUUUGUCUACCUGAAACGAUCUUAACUGCUUCCUGAAGCUGUUUUCCCUUUUUACUUUAACUGGCGGCUUCUAAGUGGACCUGUAUCUCAUGAUUGCAACUGUGACUUUGCUUGUUUUAUUAUUUGAAACUGGAAUUAUAACUGUUAAGACAGAGGGAAUCUGCUCGGUCAUUGAUAUGCCCAUCAAGGCAAAGUUAGUAUGCUGAGUGUGACUAAUGGGCCAUUUGAAGACAACUGAGUAACAAGGUGUGGAUGGAUUGGGCGCUAUAUGUGGAACCGGUCAAUCGUAGACACUGUUAUAUUUAGCAUGAGCAGACAUUUGUACUGCACAUGGCAGGUGUUUUAAUGUGGUGAUCAGCAGGUCAUUUGCAAAUGAAGACAUUUUAUGGUGGUGAAAUGUUGGGAGAAGCAUUGCCUCGUGAACAAGCUCCACUUUAUUUACACAGCCUGUUUGUAUGUCAUGUUUUUUGCCUUAGGGUCAUUUCAUUUGCCCUGAUGUGUAAUGCCAAUGCAUCACUUUGUCGGGAACUGGCACUCAAAAUGUUACUUUAUAAUCACCCAGAGUAACUCAAUCACACAAUGUUAAGAAGUGACAAAAUCAGUUUGUUAGGAGUGUGGUUUCCUUUGAGUACUGGAAUAUAAUGAGGAAAUAAAUAAUGAAUGUAUAGUAGAUAAGGGAGGGGGGGUAGCAUUUAAACAGCACUUACUGUAUAAGCUUGUCUCAGUUUUGUGGUGGUAUAGAGCAGCAGUUCUCAGUGUAAGUCCUCUUUCGUAAUCCUGGUCCUCAGGCUCUUAGAUGAUUGCUGUUUCUGUCUCUUUUUUUGGUCAUAUCAGGUAGUUUACACUUCAUCCCCAGGUGAAACCCUGAUUCAAUGACCAAAUUGAAAACCAACAGGGCUCUGGAGGACCACUGGUAUAAAGCAUGAGAGGACUAACAUUGUUAGGAUCCUAUACCUUUCAAGUUCUGACAUAAUACAAAUAAUACAGUCAUGUACUCUUACUAUAUGGGGUGACCCUUCCCUUCCUUCCCCGAGUGGGCCAUUGCAACAUCAACACCUCCCUGAAGCACAAAGUCCAGUGCACAGCUUACAUCUUCUCUGCUUUCAUCUGGAUUUGUGUACUUGACGAAAGUAGACGAAGGACUUGUUAGGACGAGCACAGAAAAUAUGGUUCUCAAACUGGGGGGGGAUAAUAAAUGAGACAUGCAUAUGUGA